Radiomyces spectabilis is the source of this 1762-nucleotide messenger RNA. Its product is annotated as transmembrane amino acid transporter protein-domain-containing protein. Bases 1 to 1431 code for a protein of 476 amino acids. The transcript has 3 exons. The record is from RefSeq and is a predicted model, not a curated record. Gene Ontology annotation, molecular function: amino acid transmembrane transporter activity. Lineage: Eukaryota; Fungi; Mucoromycota; Mucoromycetes; Mucorales; Radiomycetaceae. Gene Ontology annotation, cellular component: vacuolar membrane. Gene Ontology annotation, biological process: amino acid transmembrane transport.
AUGACGAUAUUUGUGGAGAAAGGGAAGGAUUGGGAUCAACGUUACGCUAGUGAUCAUAUGGAAAUCGGUGCAGAUCGGAUGAUUCAAAAAGUUCCUGAAACAGUCGUUUCCCGGAAGUGCAACCUUGACGAACCCAAAAAAUCCCCAAAAAAGCUUGUUGCCGUUCGAUACGUCAAUGCAACUCAUAAUGACCGCGCUUCCAGCGUUGUCAAUGAAUUCGGUCACGGCAACGGUAGCUUUUUCACGGCUUACUUCAACGUUGUAUGUGUCGUUGCCGGUACCGGUACUCUCGGUCUUCCCAAGGCUUUCGCCGAUGGUGGUUGGCUUGGUAUCCUUAUUUUAAUCCUCGCUUACGCCAUGGCUGUAUACAGUGGUAUCGUGUUGAUCCGCUGUCUUUACUGCAAACCCGGUGAACGUCUCCAUGACUACAAAGCCAUCGGUACCGCGGCAUUUGGCUGGGUGGGCUACAUUAUCGCUUCUGCUCUCCAUUUCCUCAAUCUUUUUGGUUGUCCCGCUUUGUAUCUCGUGCUUGCCGCAGGCAAUAUGCAUGCGCUUUUGCAGAACACUGCCGGCGCGCUCGAUCCCACCAAAUGGACCAUUAUCUGGGCUGCAUUUUUGUUGAUUCCUUCGUUGACGAUGAAGACGUUGAAGGAAGUUACCAGCAUUGCUGCGGUUGGUGCCAUCUGUACCAUGAUGGCCGUGUUUGUCGUUCUCAUUCAGGCACCCAUGGACCACAACAGUAACCCCAAGCCUGAAUAUGCCACCACUGGUGUCAUCUGGACUGGUUUCCCUUCUUCUUUAGCUACAAUUGCCUUCUCCUUCGGUGGUAACAAUACCUAUCCUCACGUCGAACACGCCUUAAAGAAGCCUCACCAGUGGAAAUGGGCCAUCGUUGCCGGUCUUAGCACGUGUACAUGUCUCUAUUUCCUUACCGCCAUUCCUGGCUACUGGUCUUAUGGUGGUGCCACCAAGUCUCCCAUCUACAACUCGCUUCCCGACGGUGCCGGCAAGACUUUGUCCAUGAUCGUCAUGACGAUUCACGUUAUCUUUGCCAUUCCCAUUUACUCGACUUCGUUCUCCCUUGAAUUCGAAAAAUUCAUUCGUGCCGACGAAGAACGUAUCGGUCGUUUCGGAGCUUGGCUCGCACGUGCCAUCAUCCGUACGUGCACCAUGGUUAUUUUGGCCAUCUUGGCUAUUUUCAUUCCUUACUUCGACGAUUUCAUGGGUCUCAUUGGUGCCCUUGCCAACUGUGGUCUCGUUUUCUUGCUUCCCAUCAUCUGUUACCUCAAGCUUACCGGUGUUCGCAACAAGCCCUUCUAUGAAUUGGGCUUCUGUGCUCUUACCAUCUUCCUGGGUAUCAUUGGUUGCGUCUUUGGUACCAAGGAUGCCGUCCAAAACCUUAUCAGAGACUUCCAGGGUGGUCAUGAAUAAGUUGGGAUGCCUCUUCUCUCAUUCUCACCAAACCAUUUUUAUACCUACACUUGCUUCCAACCAUUUUAAUCAAAUGUUUUGUUUCAUUUUCUUCCCCUUUACCAUGUUCUUUUUUCUUCCUCCUUCUUUCCUUCUGGCAUUCAUAAUUUUGAUUUCUGAUAUCCCAAGUUAAAAUUUUGUGAGCUGGCAUUCACAUAUUCUGAAAUUUGUAAAAGAUGUAUAUAAAUAAACUGUAUAUUAAAAUCUUUGGGAGUUAUGCACGUUAAAUCAUGUGCACGGUUUCUGAUUAGCUAAAAAGCAAAAACAAUACAUUUGAUUGGGCACAACUGUG